AUGGCCUAUGUAAAGCCAGAUCUCCUCAAAGUUGAUUUUGAAAGUGUGCUCAGUUCAUAUUCAUACAAGUUUUUGGGUAUUCUUGGAUCAGGUUCUUUCGGAAUUGUAGUUAAAGCCGAACAUCUAGAUUCUAAACCUAAAGAGAUGGUGGCGAUCAAGUUUCACUCGAAAGCGAGCAGCUACAAUGAUACAGAGCAUCAGAUUCUGAAAACUUUGCAAUCCAAAGCUAGACAUCCUCAUAUUGUUAAUAUUCAAAAAAUUUUGGAUGAACAUACCUAUGCUUUUGAGUUUUGUAAUGGCAAUUCAUUGGAAGAGCAUAUUAGGCUGCAUGGUCACAAAUCAAUUCAAUCUUCAACCUUGAAAUCCUAUGUAGUUCAGCUGGUCUCUGGACUUUCCUAUCUUCACAGUUUGAAAUUAAUUCACAGAGAUAUCAAACCAGCCAACAUCUUACUUCACACUAAAAACAGCAAUACUAGUAACAAUAAUACUCCCACUAAAGAUAAUUCCAAAACUAUUCUCAAAUUUGCGGAUUUUGGUUUAUCAAAACAAAAUGAAAGUUAUAGUGAUCAAAUGGAUUCCCACGUAGGAACACCGUUAUACUCUGCACCGGAAGUUUUCCAUAAAGGCUAUCAUAGUGGUGUCGAUAUCUAUUCACUUGGUUUAACUUUUCUAUACAUGGCGAAUCCAAAUACGUUUGGCAGUCGCAGACCUGUAUCAGAGAAGGCUCAAGAAUUAAAAGAUAAAGAUUUCGCUGAUCUUUUGUCAAAGAUGACCGAAUACAAUCCGAAUGCAAGAAUCUCUUUGUAUGACAUUCCAGAGUGCAACUGGAUUCAAUCGAUCGAUAUUAAAUUAAUAAUUUUCAAUACCAAUGCGCAGCACGUUAUCAAAUUAAGAAAUUUAAAACAAAUAAUAAACAAUACAUUUAUACCAUCGCCAGAUUGGAAAAUCAAUAUGAGCGAUCACAAAGUAUUUGUAAUAUUUUUGGAUAGUUUUGAUCUCUUUCCAUUGGAAGCAAUCAAUAGCUUUAGACCUUAUUACACUGUUCAAAAAGUAGUUUUAAUUAGUACAAUUGAGCCAGUUUUAAAGUCACAUUUGGAACUUCCAAAUAGUUUCGUCGUUGAAGAAAUACCAGAUCUUGACUGUGCAAAGAAAUGUGCCGAUGUUCUAUCUCCAUUCUUUAUUGAUUUCACCCAAAAGUCUAAUCUAUUCCAUGAUAGUUGGACACAAACACUUUCAGUAUUUCUCAAAACAAGAUUGGGUGAUCCAGAAAUUUCAAAAAAUAUAGAACAUUUGAAAACCUUUGGUAUUCCAGAUCCUAGUUCUACACCAGCAAAUUUACAAGAUAUGCCAUUUUACAUUCAACAAUUUUUUGGAGGACCGUUUUUCGUUAAUAUGAAGCAAGAUAAAAUUGAUGUAACAAAGUAUGUUGCAAAAGAAAGUGAUACAGAUACAUACAUAAAAGAGGUCAAAAACCUACAGUCCAUACUUUUUGAUAGUAAAAACGCAUUCGAAAAAUUCUUCUCUGAUUUCGACAUAUCCGUUCGAUUUUUGUUGAAAACAUUUGACAAACAAAUACCUUUUGAGUAUCAGAUUCUAUCGCUAUUUAGGUUAAUUAACAAACAAACAGACAAAAAACCAGCAGAUAGCAAUCAAAUGAUAAGUAAUGUUCCAUUAACGGAUAAACAAUCGAGAACUAUUAUCAGUUUAGAAGAGCAAAUUGUAAAAGUAAAGAAAGUGAAUGAAACUAAAUCCGUUGAAAUCGGAAAGUUGCAGGAGACUCUGAAAUCGUUGGGAGGCGAUGCCAACCCCGAAAACGCCAAGAGUGAACUGAGAGAGAGCAGUGAUAUUCACCCAGAGAUUGUUACUGACCAAGUCAUCGAUAGUCUAAAAGAAAACCUAGAGAAAAGCAAGAAAGAACUAGAAGAUCUAGAGACAGAGUCAAAAAUGAAAAAUUGGAGUUCCGAAGCCGGAAAGAUAAAGCUUGCCAUCGAUUUGAACAAAAGAAAGAAACAAAGACAGGAAAAGCAGAUUGAAGAUGAUCAGAGAGCCAUUGCCCAAACUGAUAGGAGUAGAAAAGAGAUGUUGGAAAAGAAAAGAAAAGAAAUGGAGGAAUACGAUCGAAAAAUUGCUGAACUAACAGAAAAGAUUGCAAAAAUUAAAAAUACACCUAAAUAUUUUUAA
Heterostelium album PN500 is the source of this 2181-nucleotide messenger RNA. RefSeq names its product Protein kinase domain containing protein. Gene Ontology annotation, molecular function: ATP binding; protein serine/threonine kinase activity. The coding region runs from base 1 to 2181 and encodes 726 amino acids. The transcript has 9 exons. NCBI's taxonomy places the organism in Eukaryota, Evosea, Eumycetozoa, Acytosteliales, Acytosteliaceae. The record is from RefSeq and is a predicted model, not a curated record. Gene Ontology annotation, biological process: mitotic DNA damage checkpoint signaling; protein phosphorylation. Gene Ontology annotation, cellular component: nucleus; cytoplasm.